UGCUUAUACGUGCCUCGACUAAUGCCGGAACGUUGUUCCGUUGUGAUGUUCAGUCAAGUUCAAGCGAGUCGAGAGUUCCAACCGUUUUUUUUCUGCCUCCGUCAACAUCAUCGUCAUCGUCGUGCGCGAUCACGAGGUGGAGAAUCGUUGCUCCCACGCGUUCCCUACUUCUUCGCGAAACCGUCGAGGAACCUGGAGAUCCGACGUGAUCCAGUGAUCUACGCGUUCGGCAGGGUAACGUUUCACUUCAAGAGUUACUCCACUUAUCAACGCGUUGCGUUGUAUAUAUUUGUAUAUACAGGUGUAUUUUUUGGUGCAUAAUGUGAAGAAAAUUUUGACGUUUGUUCAAAAUUUCAAGUGCGUCAAGAUAAUUAAGCUGCAGUGAAAUUCACCGUGCAAUUUAAAAUUUGAUUUAUGUUAUAAAAGGAACACUCAUUAAAUACAUUCGUUUGCCAGUGUUUUUAAUAUUAAAAUUUCAUGAAGUUGGAUGAUGCUACCAAUUAGGGACGAAGCAAUAAUUGCAAAUUCGAGAACAAACUCUUGGACCAAUAUCUGGCUUUAUCUUAGCAUCGAAUUUUUAAUUGGCGCUAUAAUUUCUGGUUUUUCAACCAUUCUUAAUGCCGUAAAAUCGCUGCUGCCAAAACCACCAAGGGAUCUAACCGGAGAUGUAGUCUUAAUUGCCGGUGUCUCGUCGACACUCGGCGAAUCCCUCGCCGAGGAAUUCGCGAAGGGCGGAUGUUCUGUGAUCUGCGUGGAUAAGGAUCUCAGAUACGUUGAAGAGAUAAUCGCCCGGUUGAGGUCGCGGUGCUGCAGAGUGGAGGGAAUCGGGCCAAAUUACAGAAAACACGAGUUGGAAAACGAGAAGCCUACAAUGAUAGCGUACGAGUGCGACCUACUGGACCGUAAUGCCAUUCGUGAGAUCGCCAGGAAGGUCGAAGACGAGGUCGGCGGCGUCGAUGUCCUUGUCACAUGUGUUGGUCGGCCUAAUCAAGAUAUCUUCGACAUGGCUAGCACGACUCUUAUGAGCCACUAUUGGAUGAUGCUAGCAUUUUUACCUUCGAUGCUACGGCGCGAUAGAGCGUAUGUUGUCGGAGUCACGCCGGUUGCAUCCACUCAGGAUGCAUACUUGGGCUCGAGAGCAGCGAUCGCCGGCCUGAUGGAAAGCUUGGGUCAUGAAUUGAGCGAUCACAGUAGUCACCUCACCUUCUUAGCAAUUUCACCGGCCGCAGGACAUGGUUGUACGAGAGAAAAAGAGCAACAAGUGGCCAAAGAAGUUGUGCAGGCGAUCAGCAGGGAUCAAUGCAUUAUUCGUAUUAGUUGGUACUCAAAAAUUCUAUAUAGAAUAAGCUGCACGAUCCAUAGUGCAAUAACGACGGUCACACAAUGGCUUCACACGCAGGGAUGCGAUUAUUCCUUUUAAAUUCUGUUCUUGCUCAUGGAGCGUGAAGCAUUCCAGUGCCGACCACCGACAUGAGUGUGGGAAUUUGUGUUUUCUGUCAGCGAAUUCGCUCGAGAUGGAUAACAAAAAAGUUUAAUAGUCGUUCGAAAGACGAGUAGCAAAUAAUAUCAUACUUUCUCACGACUUGUGUAAAUUUAUUCCGAUAUCUCAGUUAAUUAUUCAUAUAAAUUCUAAUCAUAGCAUUAAAAAUUAGAAUUACAUUUUAAAAACUUGUGCAAUUUUUAUGUAAAAAUUUUCUGUUUAUAAGAAGAUAUUGCUUUCACACUUUUUAAUAUAUUUUUACAUACACGCAGCAAUCACUCAUCUUUUACUAUCUAUUGUACAAUGUUAUGUGCAUGGAUCUCAUUUCUCUAUAUACUUGUUUAAAUUAUUUAAUAAAGAGAUAGCAAACUGAACCAAUUAAA
This is a messenger RNA of Nylanderia fulva, 1863 nucleotides long. RefSeq names its product short-chain dehydrogenase/reductase family 16C member 6. Gene Ontology annotation, molecular function: oxidoreductase activity, acting on the CH-OH group of donors, NAD or NADP as acceptor. Lineage: Eukaryota; Metazoa; Arthropoda; Insecta; Hymenoptera; Formicidae. The record is from RefSeq and is a predicted model, not a curated record.